UCCCUGCAUGGCAUUUCCAGGGCUGGGAGCUGGGGCUGGAAGUAUUCUGCCAGUUCAGACAGUGUUGGCUGCUGAUCCCAGAAGCCAAUCCGGGUCUCCUUUAGAACUCUUCUGGGGAUCAAGCUCGCCGUGGUUUAGCUCUUGCAACUUGUGUACACUUACAACAAAGGCAGACUUGGUUCCACGAGUUUUGGUAAUACCUAAAGACAUGAACAACGUGGAGGAAGGGGUGGAGUUCCUCCCGGCCAUGAACUCCAAGAAGAUGGAGAAGCGUGGCCCAAAGCGACGUGUGGUCGUUGCCAUCAUGAUCGUUGCUUUUCUGCUCAUCUCCCUCAUCAUCGGCCUCCUGGUUUGGCACUUCAAAUAUAGGAAAGCGCCCGUCCAGAAGGUUUUCAACGGCCACCUGCGGGUUCUGAACUGGGAUUUCAUUGAUGCCUACGAGAACUCCAGCUCACCAGAGUUCACCAUGCUGGCCAAGAAGGUGAAGAGCACGGUGGAGGAGAUCUACAGGAGUCAUCCAGAUAUUGGCCCAUACCACAAGGAGACAGUAGUAACUGCGUUCAGCGAAGGCAGCGUCAUUGCCUACUACUGGUCAGAGUUUAGUGUCCCCAAGUACCGCGAGAAGGAUCUUGACAGGGCCAUGGCGGACAAGCAGAGCCUGAUCCAGAAGCUGAACCCGCGGCUGCGAAACCCCGUGCUGAAGGUGGAGUCGAUUGUCGCUUUCCCUGCUGACCCCAGCAUUGCUCAGUCUUCUCGGGACAAUAGCUGCCUUUUUGCCCUCCACGCCAAGGAAGGGGAGAUCACCAGUUUCACCACGCCGGGGUUCCCCAACAGCCCGUACCCCAACAACGCACGCUGCUACUGGACGCUGAGGGCGGACGCCAACUCUGUCAUCAGCCUGACCUUCAGGACGCUGGAACUGGAGCAGUGCACAGACGAUGGUGACUACAUCAAGGUGUACAACUCUCUGAGCCCCGUGGAGCCCCACGCUUUGGUGAGGCUGUGUGGGAAUUAUGCUCCUUCCUACAACCUGACCUUCCUGUCCUCCCAGAAUGUUAUGCUCGUCACGUUGAUUACCAACAAGGAGGGGAGAUUCCCUGGCUUUAAGGCUGAGUUCUUCCAGCUCCCAAAGACGAAAGUCUGCGGUGGGACCCUGAAAGGAGAGAGCGGCACCUUCACUACUCCCUUUUACCCAGCACACUACCCCCCAGCCUUGGACUGCGUCUGGAACAUCGAGGUUCCCUCUAAAAAGAACGUGAAGGUGCGUUUCAACAUGUUCUUUGUGUUGGAGCCGGGGAUCCCAGUCAGCUCCUGCCCCAAGGACUAUGUUCAGAUCAACAACACGAGGUACUGUGGGGAGCGUUCCCAGUUUGUGGUGGCCAGUACCACCAACAAAAUCGAGGUCCGGUUCCACUCAGACCUGUCGUACACAGACACUGGUUUCUCUGCUGAGUACCUGUCCUACGACUCCAGUGACCCCUGCCCUGGCAAGUUUGCCUGCAACACGGGCCGCUGCAUUGAGAAAAGCAUGCGCUGCGACGGGUGGAUAGACUGCGUAGAUGGCAGCGACGAGAGGUCCUGCGUCUGUACCGAGCAGCAGUUCAGGUGCCAGAACGGCUGGUGCAAGCCCAAGUUCUGGGUCUGUGACAACGUGAACGACUGCGGCGAUGACAGCGACGAGCUGCAGUGCAAUUGUGGAAACAGCAGCUUCAAGUGCAACAGCGGGAAAUGCAUCCCCAACACGCAGAAGUGCGAUGGCAAGGACGACUGUGGAGAUGGGAGUGAUGAAGGCAGCUGUAACAGAGGUACAACAGUCACCUGCAAGGAAUACACGUACAAGUGCCGCAGCGGACUCUGCAUCACCAAACAGAACCCAGAAUGUGAUGGCGAGAAGGACUGCGAGGACAAUUCUGAUGAGGACAACUGCAACUGCGGGAUCCGCUCCUUUACUAGGAAGUCACGGAUCGUCGGCGGGCAGAACUCGGACAUGGGAGAGUGGCCGUGGCAGGUCAGCCUCCACGUCACAGGCCAGGGCCACGUCUGUGGGGCCUCGCUCGUCUCAGAGACCUGGCUGGUGUCUGCAGCACACUGCUUCCUGGAACUGCAGGAUGCCAGCCAGUGGACAGCCUACCUGGGCCUGACUGACCAGGGCAACCGCAACGACGCCAACGUGCAAACGAGGAAAAUCAAGCGCAUCAUCUCCCACCCCUACUUCAACGACUACACCUAUGACUAUGAUAUUGCUGUGAUGGAGCUGCAGAGUCCUGUCACCUUCUCCUCUGUCGUCCAGCCCAUCUGCCUGCCUGAUUCCACCCACCAAUUCCCUGUGGGCAAAGACCUGUGGGUGACUGGAUGGGGAGCAACUGUGGAAGGAGGCAGUGGAGCCAGCAUCUUGCAGAAAGCAGAGAUCCGGGUGAUCAACCAGACCAUCUGCAACCAGCUGCUGUCCGGCCAGCUGACGCCACGCAUGAUGUGUGUGGGGAUCCUGACGGGAGGUGUGGAUGCGUGCCAGGGAGACUCUGGAGGGCCACUGAUCAGCGUGGAAGCCAACAGUCGGAUGUUCCUGGCGGGCGUCGUGAGCUGGGGCGAUGGCUGUGCACAGAAGGAGAAGCCUGGCGUCUACAGCCGGGUCACCGCGCUGCGAGGGUGGAUCAAACAGCACACGGGCCUUUAGGGACACGCUCAGCCCUCCGUGGACACAAAUGCCUCUUGUACACCGCCGGCUGGGCACUGACCCAGCCGCGACCAGCGGCCCCGUGGCAUUGUCCUCCCUGCACGUGGCGGCGGUGAGCAGAGAGCUGCCUCGACUGUGAACUUCAACCCUCCCUCUACCUCGCUGCGAGUGAGUGCCUGGGACGCCCAGCCUUGGACUGUUGUCCAUAUUUAAAGCGUGUGUGUACCGAGCAGCCAGAGCUGCUGUAGUUUAGGCCUUAGUACUUCUACCCUGAACCCAAAUCUCAGUUUAGAAAUCAAUGCCUAGGUAUAAGAAAUUUCCCUUUGUGGGCAAGCUUGUGCAGCUCCCAUAAAGAACUUGAAUGAACAGCCAUUCAAAUACAUACAAAACUAAACUAAAAGACAAAAAUAUUAAAGAUUUUUUUAAAAACUGUUUUUAGAGGCAAACUUUACUGUGACAGGUUCAAAACCAAGCUUUCAGAAUAUAUUCCAUCUCUUUCGCUUGUUUUUGAACUGCCAUUUGCACCGCUUUGUCUGGUCUUCAGUGAUGGAGGGUGGGGGGAAGAAGUUCUCACCGGGGUUCAGCCCUUUGGAUCCCACCACUGGCACGGUCCCAGGCCGUGGUUUCCUGCCGUCCUUUGCCUGACUUAGCUUCUGUCCUCCUCUGCGUCCGAGGCCUUGUGAGGAUCCAAGGGCUGCAGCACUGAAGGAGAGCAGUAAGGCUGAAACAUGCUGCCACUCACCUCGAAGGAAACCAUGCUGGGGUCUGCCAGCACGUCCUGGGUGCCAGUGUCUGCAUUGAGGGCUGGGCAGGGUGGCCUUACCCAUGUGCCUUAACACGAUGCUCGGGGUUAGCUGGCAGCUUCAGCUGCUUGGUCCCACAGGGCAGCCCUGCACUCAGGUAGCUGUGGUGGACAGGACCACCACACAGUGACUUCCUCGCUGAAGGCAGCCUCCAGGGACAAGCUGGCGAAGGAGCUGAAGGGCUUGACUGAACGUGUUCCUGCAGCUUGUCCCUGCAAUGACAAUGUGGGUUGGCUCUGCCAGCUCCAAGGCUGACAGACACCAGACUCCUCCACUCUUUUUACUUUUGUAAGGAAAAUACAACAAUGUGACUUCUGAAUGUGCUGAUUUGAUUUCUUUUUUUCUGUGUAGCCAGGUCCUUGCCCUAGAAGAGCAUACUCCCAUCGAGAUUAGUCAGACCUGUAAAUAUAUCGUUUUGUAAAACUCUAUGAAGUGGAGAUGCUCUAAUAAACUGCGAUAUUUUCUAA
This is a messenger RNA of Anas platyrhynchos (mallard), 3944 nucleotides long. The record is from RefSeq and is a predicted model, not a curated record. Lineage: Eukaryota; Metazoa; Chordata; Aves; Anseriformes; Anatidae.